AUGAUUAACUCAGCUCUUUUCUUCGUCACGGCUGCCUUCCUUGCGGGAAGAGUCCUCGGUCAAGAAGACCGCGAAGAUACUUGUGGUCCGUUUCAAUUGACGACGACUUCAGGCACACUAUACUCUGGCGAGAACGGCAUUCAGGUGCCAGAGCUGACCACGGUCGGAUGGGAGACUGGCGAGUAUCUCAUCACCGAUAAUGGGACACUCACAAACUCAAGUGGCUACCUGUGUGAAUUUCGAGACGGCGCUUUCGUGAUCGGCGAGUACGGGCGACUUUCCUAUGCCAACAACGACACUUUCAACGCGUGCAGCCCCAUCAUCAACAAUAUUACUGUUAUAGCCCUCAUGCGCAUCUACCCUGCCGGCAUCGUUCCUAAUUGGGAAUCGCUUAAUGUGUCAUGCUCCAGUCUCGCAAUGCAAGCCUCGCGUUGUCAUCCUGGCGAGAAUGACAACACAACUGGAGGGACGAAUGAUACCAACAGCACCGACGAUGCUGCGAACACUACUAGUAGUGGUGCAGCGGGGCAAAUGAGUCUGGGUACUUUAUUGUUCGUCUUUCUUUCGGGUCUUGGCCUCGCUGUCUUGCUGUGA
This is a messenger RNA of Diaporthe amygdali, 594 nucleotides long. RefSeq lists its product as uncharacterized. Bases 1 to 594 code for a protein of 197 amino acids. The transcript is spliced from 2 exons. The record is from RefSeq and is a predicted model, not a curated record. Lineage: Eukaryota; Fungi; Ascomycota; Sordariomycetes; Diaporthales; Diaporthaceae.